Molecule: messenger RNA, 2532 nt
Organism: Rotaria sp. Silwood2
Lineage: Eukaryota; Metazoa; Rotifera; Eurotatoria; Philodinida; Philodinidae
Source: the annotation of a GenBank genome assembly
AUGACUCCACUUUCAUCGCCAAUAAUGGUUAACCAAUUAAAUUUAUCUGCUAUUCAGAACGAUUCAAUUGAUGAUAAACUUUCUUCAAAUGAUAUUUGUGCUAUGUUCGAUGAAUUUCUUGUUGAAUUUGAACAAAUGGAAAAAAGUGAUGAAACGACAACAAAUGUGUUUUUAGAUGCUGUAGAAGAAAUAACAGAUGCUGUUCUAGGAGUUUUACCAUAUAAAUUACUUGAUCCAAAAGUUUUUUCUCAUCCAAUGGUGAAUUUUCUACAUCAAAUACUUAUUGAUAUAUUAGGAAACUGGCAGACAUCUCAAAUACGUUUAAACAUUCAAGAAACGGAUAUAUUUUUUAAAAUUGUACUUAUUUUUGUUCAUGCUGCUGAAUACGCAUCUACAGAUAAUGCCGAUGCAGAUCGACAAAAAAUAAAAGAUUUAUUAGCAACAAGAAAAUUUCUCAGUUUAGUACGUAGACAAAUUGAGAAUAUUGCUAUGCACAAAUACGGUAUUAAUGAUGAUCCAAAUAUAUGUAUAUUAGGUUUGUUAACAAUAAAUGUAAUGCAAGGAUGUCCAUUCUAUUAUAGUAUGGAACGAAAUACAUGCUUAAUUGACGCUUUAAUAUUGAAUUGUAUUGAUUCAUAUGAUUAUAUUCAAGCAGUACGUCAACUGCAAUGUGGCGCGAUACUUGCGGAUAUCGAUCGUUUUCUUUUGUUUAAGUGUUGGGAAUAUAUGCCAGUUGUUUCGCUAUCUUCACAAAAUUUGAUGAACUCAUUAUAUAAAACCAGUUUUAUUUAUAAUAUUUAUGAUAAACUUUUAAUAAUAUUCGAACAUGCUCUUGAUCGACCACCACCUAUUACAUCUUCUGGUCUUUCUUAUAUUUUCGAACGAUAUCAACAACUGCUUAAUGUUCCCACACUGCCUUCUUUCGAUAAGCAUGCACAGAAUAUUAUUGAUCGUUUAAUCAAAAUUCUAGAAAACCUAUCAUCAAAUAACCUUAAUGAUGAUACAUUGAUCAUUGUUACUUUAGAAACAUUCUAUAAUUUAACGAAAAAUUCUGAUAUUCGUGCAAUCAUGAAAAAACGUCAUUUAACAUCUCUCUUCAAGAAAUAUACAUCUAUUGAAAUGGGUAAAAAACGAAAGUUAGCAUUUGAUAUUCUUGCAGAAAUUAUGGAUGAACAAGAAAUUAACAAUGAUCCAAGUGGAAUAACUUCUAUUUUUAUUGAUCAACUCAAACAACUUAAUCCAAACGAAAAUAAUCCAGAUCUUGAUAAUACAUUAUCAAGUCUCCAAGCAUUGAUACAACAUGAGCAGAUAAAAAACGAAUUUAUUAAACAAGGUGGUCUCGACAUACUCAUUACUUUUAUUCGUGAUGGUGAUCCAAGUAAACAAUCUGAUAAACAAGUAGAAGAUGUUCUCAAAAUACUUUGGUCAUGUACAUUCAGCAAUCCUGAAGCAUUGGACAAACUAAAACAAGAUCAAAAUUUGAUGACUCGUGUCAAGGAUAUACUUGAAAAAUCAAAACAAGAUGGAAAUAGCACAUUAGAGAAAGCAGCUGAAGGUCUCAUUUGGAAAGUCGAAAAAGAAGAAAAAUUUUUAGCAGAACAAGCUGCUGAAGACGAAAAGAAAAAAAAAGAGAAAAAACGAAAAGCUCAAGAAUCUGGCAUUGAGGAAGAAGAAGAAGAAGAAGAGGAAGAAUUAAAGUAUGAUCUUAUGAUAUCUUAUUCAUGGGCUGAUAUGGAUUUAGCUCAUCGUAUCUUUAAACAUUUAACUGAAAAACUUGGUUAUAAAAUUUGGCUUGAUCAAGAACAAAUGCAUGGAUCAACAAUCCAAGCAAUGGCAAAUGCAGUUGAAGGUGCUGAAUUUAUUCUAAUGUGUAUGUCUGAAACAUAUAAACGAAGCGCAAACUGUCAAUCGGAAGCUGAAUAUUCAUUUAAUCGUAAAAAACAUAUAGUUCCAAUUAAAAUGAAAAAAGAUUAUGUACCAGAUGGAUGGUUAGGUUUUAUAUUAGGUACACGAAUGUAUAUCGAUUUUGGUACAUACGAUUUCGAUAAAGCAAUUCAAUUACUUGAUAAUGAAAUACAAUUACAGAAAAAAAAACGUAGAGACGUUAAAGAAGCUGCUAAAAUGCAAAGAAAAACUACGGUAUCUAGUGAAAAUAAGAAUGAUGUUAAAGAAAAAGUAUCAAACAAUCGAAAUACAACAAAUGUAAAAGCUAACAAAAAUAAUAUUUUAAAUUGGAAAGAAGACAAUGUUCGAGAUUUUUUAAUGAAACAUAAUCUUUCAGCAAUGGUAUUCCUUUGUCAAGGAAUUAAUGGCGAAGAAUUAUGUAAUCUUUACACAAUGUGUAAGACAAAUUCUAUAUCAAUGUAUCGUUCAUUAAAAUUUGAACUUCUACAUUUUUGUAAUAAAAUAUUACCAAUAUCUACUUAUCUUCGGUUUAUGAGUCGUAUACGUGCUGUCUGUGAUGAUACAUUGGUACCUAGUGGACAUGCUAUGAACAAAUCUCAUAAACAUGAUACAUUAGACGAUGAAUAA